GGCAGGCCUGUAUGCAUAUUUGAGAAGAUUCAGGGCAACUUGGAUUUCUUUGUUUUAUUUCUCUGGUUCUUAUCCUCAAAAUACAGACACUGUCUGUGCAAAAGAUUUCAGGAUCAGGAAUAUUUGGAUACUUGGAGGCAGAAACUAGUAAUUAUGAAACUGGAGUUGCCAGAAAGAUUUGAAGAUGUUGCUGUUGAGUUCUCAAGAGAGGAGUGGAACCUACUGAGUGACCAGGAGAAAAAUCUACACAAAGAGGUGAUGGUACAGAACUACAAAAACAUGAUUUCUGUAGGAUAUAACAUCCCAGUGGAGGAAGUUUGGACCCUUAUUAUGAAAGAUGAAACGGUUCCAUCUGUUGAUACUGAAGAAGGAAUGGUGAUGCCACAAAAGCAGCGUCCUGGUUAUGGGUUUAACAUCAACAGGAAUGCAAAGUUCAGAGAGUUUCAUCGUCGACAGUUAUUGCAUGGAAAGUAUGAAGAUCCUAAAAGCCAAAAAGCUUUGCAGGAAAAGCUGUGUGGAACAAGAGACGACUUUCUACAGACUGGAAAACAAUAUCAUAACUGUGUGGAAAGCACUAAUAGUGUUAUUUGGAAAACUGAACUAGAAAUGUGUCGGAAAUCUCAUUGUGAGGAAAAGCCAUACAAAUGGCUUAAUUGCAGUAGCAGUUUUACUCUCCCUCAUGACCUGUUAAUUAAUCCUGGGAAAAGUCAAAAUAAUACCUUUGAAGCACAUGAAAAAGAUUUCAGCAGUAAGAAACGUUAUCAAUGUGCCACAUAUGUCAGUGAGAGAAACUAUAAACGCCACACAUGUACCAUAUGUAGCAAAGAUUUCAGAUCAAAAACAAGCCUGACCAGGCAUCAGUCCGUCCACACAAAACAAAAGCCAUAUCAGUGUGCUAUAUGUGACAAAACAUUUACGCAGAAGUCUAGUAUGAAACAGCAUCAAUAUAUCCACACUAAACAAAAACCAUACAAAUGUUCUGUAUGUGACAAGAGUUUCACACAGAAAAGUAACAUGAUUAAGCAUCAGUAUAUCCACACUCAAAAACCAUAUAAAUGUGCUGUGUGUGGCAAGAAUUUUUCACAAAAGAGUAAAAUGAUACAACAUCAGCUUACUCAUGUGGGACAAAAGCCCUAUAAGUGCACCAUAUGUGACAAAGAAUUUAGAUAUAAGAACAUGAUAGCAAGGCAUCAGAUGAUCCACACAGGUCAGAAACCCUAUAAAUGUGUGACUUGUGGCAAAGGUUUUACACAAAAGGGUUCCCUGAGGAAACAUCAUUAUAUCCACAGUGGUGACAAGCCAUACAAAUGCACUUUGUGUGACAAGAGUUUUAGGCAUAAGAGUUCUGUAGUUACUCAUCAGAGUACCCACACAGGGCAAAAACCGUAUAAAUGCAUAAUAUGUGACAAGAGAUUCAGUCGGAAAAGAAAUAAAGUAAUGCAUCAGCUGCUUCACAGUGGACAGGCACCAUAUAAGUGUACUAAGUGUGAGAAGGGGUUUACAGAUAAGGGAAGCUUGAGACGGCAUCAGAUUGUUCACUCUGAGCAGAAGCCAUAUAACUGCACCUUGUGUGAUAAGAGUUUCAGGAGGAAAAUUAAUUUAAUAAAUCAUCAGAGCAUCCACAUGAAAUCAAAGCCACAUAAAUGUGCCACAUGUGGCAAGGGUUUUAUGCUGAAGUCUAGCAUGGAAAAACAUGAGUAUAUUCACAGUGAGCAAAAACCAUAUAAAUGUUCUACAUGUAACAAGAGUUUUGCACAGAAAGGUAACCUGGCACAGCAUCAGUAUGUCCACAGUGAACAAAAACCAUAUACAUGUGCUGUAUGUGGUAAGGGUUUGGCAAGCAAAAGAAGUUUCCUAGUACAUGAAAUAACUCACACUGGACUGAAACCAUAUAAAUGUUCUACCUGUGACAAAAGUUUUAGACAUAAGUCAAGCAUGGAAAAACAUAAACUUCUUCACACUGAGCAAAAACCAUAUAAAUGUGCUAUAUGUGACAUGAGUUUUACAUGGAAGCCAGCCUUCAUAAAACAUGAAUACAUCCACACGGAACAAAAUAUCCGAAUGGAGAAAUAAGUCCGCAAGUAAAGGAGAGUAUUAUUAAUGAAACUGAAUUCAUCCUCAAGUCUUGGUGGAGGUG
Messenger RNA from Protopterus annectens (West African lungfish), 2137 nucleotides. RefSeq names its product zinc finger protein 883-like. Gene Ontology annotation, molecular function: DNA-binding transcription factor activity, RNA polymerase II-specific; RNA polymerase II cis-regulatory region sequence-specific DNA binding. Gene Ontology annotation, biological process: regulation of transcription by RNA polymerase II. NCBI's taxonomy places the organism in Eukaryota, Metazoa, Chordata, Ceratodontiformes, Protopteridae. The record is from RefSeq and is a predicted model, not a curated record. The coding region runs from base 154 to 2073 and encodes 639 amino acids. The transcript is spliced from 4 exons.